AUGCCUUCCGCCGUAAUCGCCAACGACCCGGCGCCGGCGCCACCGCUCCGGAAAUGGCAACGCCCUGCCAAAACCACAUUCCAGCUGCCGUGGGCGGAUAUCCAAGUCAUUGACCUGUCAAGGUACGAUGAGCCGGGCGAGAAGCAACGGCUAGCGGAACAGUUGAGGAAGGCUGUGCACGAGACGGGCUUCUUCAGUGUGACGGGCACCGGCCUCAGCGAGGAAGAGGUCCAACGACAAUAUAACAUUGGACAGGCUUUUUUCGAUCUUCCCGCUGAAGAAAAGGACAAGCCCGAAUACAAGUGUGAUUUCUCCGUGGGGAACUAUUUCGGGUACCGUGCUCCAUAUGAGAAGAAGAUCAUGUCCACCGAGGUCAAAGACAUUGUCGAGUCGUUCAACUUGGCGAAAUUCAUCCCCCAGUACGCCAACGAAGCGCGGCAUCCGUUCUUCAACACGUACAAAACGGAGAUUGAGGACUUUUCUCGCAAAGCAUUGAGCAUCGCCAGCAAGAUCUUCACCCUCUUCUCCAUCAUUCUUGAAUUGCCCGAAGACUAUUUCUCGUCCAAGCACGAAUACGACUCGCCCAGCGAAGACCACCUGAGGUACAUGACCUACCAUCCCCGUUCCGUCGAGGAAGACGCCCUGGUCGAGAACACGUGGAGUCGCGCUCACACGGACUUUGGGUCCCUGACGCUGCUCUGGAGCCAGAACGUCGCGGGCUUGCAGAUCAAGACGCAGACGGGUGAGUGGAAGUACGUGCCGCCGGUGGACAACGGCAUCAUCUGUAACGUGGGCGACACGCUCGACUUCUGGUCAGCCGGAUACUUCAAGUCCACCACGCACAGGGUGAUUCGACCCCCGCCCGACCAGACGCACGUCGACCGACUGGGUUUGUUCUACUUCGUCAGGCCUGGGGAUAAUGUCGACAUCAAGCCCGUCGCGUCGCCUUUGCUCAAGCGAAUGGGUUUGGUGAGGGAGGAUCAGGAAGACGCUGCGCCGAUUACGGGUCUGCAAUAUGUCAGAGAGAGGGUCAAGAAUUACCACAACCACACAGACUAUGCCGACAUGCGUGGGAAGAAGUUUAAGAUUGGGAACCUGGAAAUCGAGGACGAGGCGGCUUAG
Messenger RNA from Fonsecaea nubica, 1122 nucleotides. RefSeq lists its product as hypothetical. The record is from RefSeq and is a predicted model, not a curated record. The transcript is spliced from 4 exons. Gene Ontology annotation, molecular function: dioxygenase activity. Bases 1 to 1122 code for a protein of 373 amino acids. NCBI's taxonomy places the organism in Eukaryota, Fungi, Ascomycota, Eurotiomycetes, Chaetothyriales, Herpotrichiellaceae.